AUGGAGACAGAGAUGAGCAAAAGCAAGUGGAGCAUCGCCAACGAGCUCCGCCUUGAAGAGAGACCCUGUGAUGUGAUCGUAACAGUUGAUGGAGUGGAAUUCAAAGCUCACAAGCUCAUACUCUCUUGUUGCAGUACCUACUUCAGGCCCCGAGCUGAGGACGGAGAGCCCGGAGGACAAAUCCCCCGGCAGACCUUGGUGGGAGAGGCCGUUUUGAAGGGCUCCCCGGCACAGGAAGGCAGCGGGGAGGAAAAGGGUCGGAGAUCUCCCCGCAGGAGGGGCUCCAAAGCCAGCCCAGGGUGCUGUGAGGAGGAAAGACUCAGCCUGUGCCGGGAAGGCGGCCAGAGUUUGAGCCAGAGCUCGGACCUGGUGGAGCCUGAGCAGCCUCCCAGAAGGGAGAAGCCCUUCAGGUGCUUGGAGUGUGGAAAGAGCUUCAGGAAGAGCUCGCACCUGCUCCGACACCAGCACAUCCACACUGGGGAGAUGCCCUACAAGUGUGGGGAGUGUGGAAAGAGCUUCACCCAGAGCUCUAACUUGACCAGACACCAAGAGACCCACCACAGGGAGAAGCCCGUCCGGUGCUUGGAGUGCGGAAAGAGCUUCAGGAAGAGCACCCACCUGCUCCAACACCAGCACAUCCACAGUGGGAAACGGUCCUACCCAUGUGGGGAAUGUGAAAAGAGCUUCAGGCAGAUCUCCAGCCUGAUCCGACACCAGCGCAUCUCCAGCUCAGAUCACACCAGCUCAGAUCUCCUCAACACUCAGUUUCAUACCAGUUUAGAUCUCCUCCUGCAUGAGCGGAUUCACAUGGAUGAGAGGCCCUUCCACUGCACCGACUGCGGGAAGGGCUUCCAACAGAACCAGAACUCCCACCUCAUCACCCACCGGCGCGUCCACACCGGGGAGAGGCCUUACAAGUGUGGGGAGCUCUGCUGUGUUGAGCUCUAUGUACCCGUCAAACCCUUCCAUCCCAGCAUCCAGUGA
Messenger RNA from Pseudopipra pipra, 984 nucleotides. Its product is annotated as zinc finger protein 135-like. The transcript has 3 exons. The coding region runs from base 1 to 984 and encodes 327 amino acids. NCBI's taxonomy places the organism in Eukaryota, Metazoa, Chordata, Aves, Passeriformes, Pipridae. The record is from RefSeq and is a predicted model, not a curated record. Gene Ontology annotation, molecular function: protein binding.